GAAGGCGUAAUAACACCCAACAAUAAAAGCCAGCAGCAGCGGAAGCCCAAACGAAAGUAAAAAUCGUUUAAUUGGAUUUCUGGUCGCCUUGGCUCUGUCGGAUUCAACCUUUACCCGCCCGAGAGGCCCCUCACAGUCAAAAAGCUCAAAGCACAGCCGAACACCCGAACAUCAGCCCUGGAAGCCGGUAGAAAGUAUCUGCGCUGUGGGAUGUAUCUGAGCAGCCCGAAAGAGUAUCUUUGAGUGGAUUCUUAUGCAGAGGACUGACAAGAAUAUAUUCUAAAUGGUUCAUCAUUAGAUCAAUCAGCAGGCUUUCAACAUCCAAUAAUUUUGGAAGCUAAUACUGAAAACUACUCCAUCAGAGAAUUUAAAUAUCACAUUAAGUCCGGUUUGAUUAGCCUGGAGUCGUGGAGGAUCCGUAAGAACCCCUAAUCCUCAAGAAGUCACUGAUCAUAGAAGCCAUACUCUCGACAAUGAGUUUUGAGAUCGACGCUCCGAAGAUCUGCGAGCAGCUGGAGGGCACGGAUCGCCAGCAGAAGACCCGAGCGCUUGCCGGACUGCGUGAGCUCUGCCAGAACGCUCCCAAGAAUGUGAGCACCGAGGACAUAGCCGAGGUCUUUGACCAGCUAUACCUGCACCUGCUAAAAGCCUAUGACGACCGCUUCGAGAGCGUGCGCGACCACGCCGUGCAAGCGGUGGACGCCUUCCUGCAGCUCCUGCCCCCCAUGGACUUCCACCUGCUGAACGUGGUGUCCACCCUGGCAGAGCGCAUGGGAAAGGCGGAGACGGUGGAGCCCAGCGAGGAGAUCCGCCUUCUCUACAUAGCGCAGCUGCAUUUGAUGGUGCGAAAGUACGCCCAAAUGGGCAACGUGGGAGUCUUCCGGGAGUGCUACCCUCAGGUGGUGAAGGUGCUGAUCAAGUCCAUUAAGGACGACUACCCGCUGGUGCAGCGCGAGGGCUGCGGCACGCUGGUCGACCUCGCCAAAGUGGCCAACACCCAGGAGCUGCGUCCGUUCUGCGAGUCGCUGGCUGUCGCCCUCUAUGGAAUGCUGAACCACAAGCACGCCCAGGCGCGGAUCUCGGCGGUGGAGGCCAUCGGCAGGAUCAGCCUCCACUUCGACGCCAGCGGCGAGAGCAUGCGCCGUCUCUUCAGUGAGAUCUCGCCCCUGCUGAUGGACUCGAUGCCCCUGGUACGCCGCGAGGUGGGGCAGGUGGGGGUCCUCAUGUGCCUGGAGCUGCCCGACCGCUACUCCUUCUUCGAGCGCAUUCUGCCCAUGAUCCUGUGCUGCCUCAAGGACGACUCCCCCGAGGUGGUCAAGGACAUCUCCGGGAAGUGGUUGCUGUGCGGCAAGCAGUACUUCUUCGAGAACGAGGCCGAGCUGAGCCAGCAGGAGAUAAGCGACCCGCCCGUCGAGAACUAUCCGAAGAACGUGAUGCGGCCCACGAUCGGGUGUCGUGGCCUCGUGCAGCGCGCCUUGAGGUUGCUCCAGCUGAUCACCCGGGAGACCGGGGACUGGAAGGACAACGUGCGGCUGCACUCGCUGAAGCUCCUCUACCAGUUCGUCCUGCACGCCGAGGCGGCCAUGACCCCGAAGUUCUUCGAGAUCUACGGCGAUGUGGCCCACGCCUGCAUUGACCCCGUGGCGGAGGUCAGUGCGGAAGCGGCCAAGGCGGCCGACCUGAUGGGCCGGCUGCUGGCCUACGACGCCUGGAUCGAGCACGGAUUCAACGGGCUGGAGCGCAACGCCCGGGAGUCCUACAUGCGCUGCUUCUACCACAUGUUCACCGCCUCGCUGGGCGGCAACUACGAGCAGCUCAUGCGCCUGGCGCAGCUGCUCCGGAGCGUCGACUAUUCGCACACCCUGAAGCCUGGCUUCCAGAAAUACAUCCUCAAGCUCUUGCACACUGUGCUGGAGAAGUCGCUAAAAAUAAACGCCGGUCAGGAGGAGCUGAUGGAGCUCUACGAGUGCGUCUACGUGGCCUGCAUCAAGGUCAUGGCCCUCUCGCACUCCCUCACCGGCGGCAGAAACGAGGAUGUGGAGUUCGGGCAGACCCUAAUCGGGAAGAUCAUGGGCCUCGAGCAGGUGUCGGAGGCCAAGCUUCACGAGCGAUGGUUCCACCUGGCCCUAAAGGACGUGGAUAACCUGGACGCCACUCUGGAGGACAACGCGGAGCCUGUGAUGUUGCUGGACGGGCUCAUCAACAUAUGCCUCAUCCGCGCCACCUACAUCUCGGACCUCAUAGAGAAGGUGAAGGUGGUGUUCGAGCACUGCUGCGACAGCGCACAGGUAAAGGUCUUCAGCAGCCUGUCGGUCGCUUCACUGCUCUGGUCGCAGACCGUGGACAUAGAGCGGGAGCAGAGCACUCAGCUGCUAAGCCACUUCGUCUCGGAAGUGGUGGAGCCCUACCUGACCUGGAAGGCCGGGUCCAGCGCCGAAGCCAUGAGGUCCCUAGCCAUGGCCACGCUCUGCGCACUAGCCCAGGGAGCCGAGGAGGAGGCCGUGGAGGUGCUGCCCGCCCUGGCGAAGCACAUGCCCAGUCUGCUCGAGGACCGCAACGUCACUACCAGACACUACGCCGUCAAGGCGGUCGUCUACUUCCGCGGCAUGUCCGUGGAGGACCUGAAGCCCCUCGCCUAUUCCACAAUGCAGCGCAUGGACGACCCCUCGGCGGGAAUCCGCUCCCUGGCCGCCCUGGCUGUGGGCAAACUCAAGCCGAAGUUCAAGAGCGAGUCGGAGGAGGGCUCUGGCGGCGAGAGGGAGGUGUGGGAGACCUUCGUCAAGCGCGCCAUGGACCUGCUGCUGCUCUACCACGAGAGCCCCGAGAAGGACAUUCGGGCGGCGGUGGAAGUGACUCUCAAGGAGCUGGUUCCUCCCUAUCAGGAAGCCUGGGAGGAGCGCUAUCAGCGGGCUCGGGCCAUGUGCCAGAACAAGGAUCAGCUCGACGGACUCUACAAGAAAGUGACUGUUGCGGAGGAUCCCAGUCAGCAAGCUACCUCAUCUCACCUCGACCCACUUCUCUCUUAGGCUACUCAUGGCAUUUUAAAUUUAGUUUUGUAAUUAUUUCUUAGCACUAAGCCGACGCUCCAUUGAGUUCUAAUUCCAAAUAAAUCCGGAGACGAUGGCAGUGUCUUGUUCACUUUA
Drosophila ananassae is the source of this 3143-nucleotide messenger RNA. RefSeq names its product dynein axonemal assembly factor 5 (gene Dnaaf5). The record is from RefSeq and is a predicted model, not a curated record. Gene Ontology annotation, molecular function: dynein intermediate chain binding. Gene Ontology annotation, biological process: inner dynein arm assembly; outer dynein arm assembly; cilium movement. NCBI's taxonomy places the organism in Eukaryota, Metazoa, Arthropoda, Insecta, Diptera, Drosophilidae. The transcript has 2 exons. Gene Ontology annotation, cellular component: cytoplasm. The coding region runs from base 474 to 3026 and encodes 850 amino acids.